AUUCCAAUGGACAGUUAUGAGAGGGCCAGGAAGCUUCAAGAGGAUGCGGGCAUCCCACCUGGGGUUGUCAAACGAUGCUGCUGCAACUGCCGAAGGAAGUUGGAUCCCUAUCAACUAUUCGAUGACAAUGUGGAGGAUAUAGCCAAGAGUCUGGCUCAGAUAAUGUUGAUUUGUGGCAUUAGCACGUCUAAAUCCUGCGCUGCGAGGUCGAUAAUCAAAAGGGCCUUUGUUUAUCACGAGCGAUUAAGGACCACCUGUCCACCGAAUCCUGCGCCCGGGAGUCGUCUGAAUCGCGAGGACUUGCUGCAGGCACUGCGACUCAAGUGCGAAAUGGAACCCGUGGAGGCGAUGCUCACCUAUGCGAUCAUCAAGAGGGCUUUUAAGGCAUUCUAUCAUGGAAAACCCCUGGUUACAAUUAGUAAUCCCAUUGUGGAUGCCAUGGCGGUGCACACCCAACAUGCCGCCUGGAUGCAUGCAGCUCAUAAGACCGCGAGGAUUUUCGACAAUUACAAGGCGGCCUUCUUCUGGGCCCACAAACACUACGAAAGGCAGAUUAAUCUGGUGUAUACUGCUCUUUACCAACGAAUGACCACCCGAUCGGAUCCUCUCCUGGUUCCGGGUUGUCCCUGCAGAGGUUGCUCCAAACAGGAGGUUCCCGGUCAUCCGAAGGCUGGGAAAAAGCAGAUGACGAAGAUCAAGCUGACGGAGGGUGCAGAUCUCCCGGAACCCUGCAUCCUCUGCGGUUUGCAGGUGCCGCGAAUGGAAAAGGGAGCUGUGAAGAUCAAAAGGAAGUUACCACGUCCCAUCUUAAAUCAUGAGGUUAAUCUCCCCCGUUGCCAGCAGUGCAAUUCACCCUUCCUCAUCUGCGAGUGCAACAUUGAUCAGUUGACCGGCGAACAGUUUGGCGAAUGUGGUCAGGAUUCCUACAAGGUCAAGUGGUAUCGUCUGGAGGAACCAGUGGCUAUAACCCAACCCAAUCCCCGAUCUUCCCCUGGAGAUGAAGAACAGGACACCAGCUAUGCGGAGGCUAUGGAACCUCCAGAGGAUUGGGAUAACCAUCAUUGCCCCUUGGACUGCAAACACGAUUCCUGCAGCGAAUCCUCGAAUGUCUGUCAUAGCACUUCCUCCUCGGGUUCAUCGGGUUCCUCGGGCAGUGACUUUGCCACCUGCGAGGAGGGCGAUGACAAGGAGGAGGACGUUGUGGCCAAGCUGGAGGAUUACCUCAACAAACUGUGGGCCGAGGAGGUGGCGCAGAAGAAGAAUCCUGCGUAUGUGCCCAGAACUAUUGAGCCACCUGGUUUGAAGUGUCUUAAAUGCAAGGACUAA
This is a messenger RNA of Drosophila takahashii, 1326 nucleotides long. RefSeq lists its product as uncharacterized. The record is from RefSeq and is a predicted model, not a curated record. Lineage: Eukaryota; Metazoa; Arthropoda; Insecta; Diptera; Drosophilidae.